Molecule: messenger RNA, 849 nt
Organism: Parnassius mnemosyne (clouded apollo)
Lineage: Eukaryota; Metazoa; Arthropoda; Insecta; Lepidoptera; Papilionidae
Source: the annotation of a GenBank genome assembly
AUGUUCAGCAGUGGACUUGUGAAGGGCUGUAAUGAUGAUGAUGCCCCUAAAGAAGAACUGUGUGUCGACGAAAGUAUGAUUCCUUUUAGAGGUCGAGUCACUUUUCGACAAUAUAACAAAUCUAAAAGGCACAAAUACGGUAUAAAAUUGUUUAAAGUUUGUACACAUCCUGGUUAUACUUUAAAAAUACAGGUAUACAGUGGAAAAAAUAUUGAUAUUGAGAAUAAUACCCCUACAAAAAUAGUAUUAUCCCUGUGCGAUGAACUCUUGAAUAAAGGCCACACCAUUGCCACUGAUAACUGGUACACCAGCUUGGAACUGGCGUACGAAUUACUAAAAAACGAUACACAUUUCCUGGGGACAGUGAGAAAGAACAGAAAGUACUUGCCUAGGAAAGUAGUAGAAACUAAUUUAAAACGAGGUGAAUUCGUAGCACAAGAAAACGAUUGUGGCAUCACAGUAUUAAAAUGGAAAGAUAAAAGAGAUGUUUUAAUGCUGUCUACAAAGCACACGGACAAAUUUACUCGAUUAAAUGUCAGAGGCAAGGCGGUGCAAAAACCAGCAAUGGUUAUUGAUUACAACAAAUGUAAAGCUUCAGUCGACAUGAGUGAUCAGAUGACAGCUUAUUCAACUCCACUGAGAAAAACUGUCAAAUGGUAUAGAAAAUUGGCCAUAGAAUUGCUCUUGAAUACAGCUGUGGUAAAUGCGUUGAUAAUGCACCAGUAUUUUUUUCCAGCUAUUCGCAUUUCUCCUUUCGACUUCUUUGUUUAUAUUAUCUUCUGGAGACAUCAUUUGACAGAGAUAUAUGUAUACAUUAGCUUUAGAGAUUUGAGUCUUUUCCACUGUUAG